ACAGCGAGCAGUGCUCUCUCUCUCUCUCUCUCUCUCUCUCUCUCGCACAAAUCUAUUCUAAAUCUUCGAUCUCCACGUUUACUGCGACAAUGGAUAUUGGCUUGCCCGUGACGAGUUCCUGCUCUCGAGAGCACCAGAAGAUCUACCAGGAAUGGUUCGCCUUGGCGGAUUCAGACGGAGACGGACGCAUCACGGGGAAUGAUGCUAUCAGGUUCUUUGGAAUGUCCAAGCUUACACGCCCGGAGCUCAAACAGGUUUGGGCAAUAUCGGACUCUAAGCGGCAGGGCUUUCUGGGUUUCAAUGAGUUUAUUAUUGCAAUGCAGCUCAUUACCUUGGGACAGGCUGGAAAUGAGAUUACAGCUGAUAUCCUUAACAACAUAGAUAUACAAAGUUUAAAACCUCCACAAAUGGAUGGUUUGGACGUAUUACUUGCUAAAAACAGGCCAUCACCUAAGAAAAAUGCCCUUGAUUUAGAUGUUGCACCUCCAGCCCAAGUAUUGUCAUCAGUUCAGUGGUUCAACUCAAAAUCAACAAAGAAGAUUCCGUUAAGUUCCGUCACUUCUAUUAUUGAUGGUUUGAAGAGAUUGUAUAUGGACAAAUUAAAGCCAUUGGAGGCUACCUAUCACUUCAAUGAAUUUGUUUCUCCUUCACUGACAAACAGUGACUUUGAUGCGAAGCCCAUGGUUAUGCUCUUAGGUCAAUAUUCAACUGGAAAGACCACAUUUAUUAAGCAUCUACUGAGAACUAGUUACCCGGGUGCUCACAUUGGACCUGAGCCUACAACUGAUAGAUUUGUUGUCGUUAUGUCUGGGCCUGAUGAGAGAAGUAUUCCUGGAAAUACCAUAGCUGUUCAAGCAGACAUGCCUUUCAGUGGUCUCACAGCAUUCGGAACUGCAUUUUUAUCAAAAUUUCAGUGCUCACAAAUGCCACAUCCACUCCUGGAGCAAAUCACCUUUGUGGAUACUCCUGGUGUUCUUUCUGGAGAGAAACAGCGAACCCAACGGAGCUAUGAUUUCACAGGUGUUACCUCCUGGUUUGCAGCAAAGUGUGAUCUUAUUCUUCUUCUAUUUGAUCCUCAUAAACUUGAUAUUAGCGAUGAGUUCAAGCGUGUUAUAAGCUCUUUGCGUGGACACGAUGAUAAAAUACGAGUGGUUCUUAACAAGGCAGAUCAAAUUGAUACCCAACAGCUUAUGAGAGUUUAUGGGGCAUUAAUGUGGUCACUCGGCAAAGUCUUGAACACCCCUGAAGUCAUGCGCGUUUAUAUAGGGUCAUUCAAUGAUAAACCAGUGAAUGAAGCAGCGGUUGGCCCUAUUGGAAAGGAUCUAUUUGAGAGAGAACAGGAGGAUCUUCUUUCUGAUUUAAAAGAUGUUCCCAAGAAAGCUUGUGACCGCAAGAUCAAUGAAUUUGUUAAGCGUGCAAGGGCAGCCAAGAUUCAUGCUUAUAUAAUCAGCCAUCUCAAAAAGGAGAUGCCUUCAAUGAUGGGUAAGGCUAAAGCUCAACAACGGCUUAGUGACAACCUGGAGGAUGAGUUUAUAAAGGUUCAAAGGGAGCACCAUCUUCCAGCUGGAGAUUUCCCAAGCGUAGAUCAUUACAGAGAAAUGCUCAGUGGUUACAACAUUGACAAGUUUGAAAAGCUAAAGCCUAAGAUGAUUCAAGUUGUAGAUGAUAUGCUAGGAUACGACAUCCCAGAACUACUGAGGAAUUUCAGAAACCCCUAUGAGUAAUAUCAGUUUUGUUCUCUAUGUUCUACUACUUGGAUUAAGACAUGGCUGUAUCCACUUCUCUUGGAUUUGGUCUGUACAACUUCGUCCUCCUAUGGAUCGGCUCUAUGCAUUCAGGAGGUUUGUAGAGAGAGAAUGGGUAGAAGGGGAGUAAUGGGGGGAUUGAGAGUUCUGUUAUAUAUAUAUAUACUCAAUAUUGGUAUUAAUUCAUCAAGCAGUUUCUUUAUUA
Messenger RNA from Dendrobium catenatum, 1950 nucleotides. Its product is annotated as EH domain-containing protein 1. The record is from RefSeq and is a predicted model, not a curated record. Bases 90 to 1724 code for a protein of 544 amino acids. Gene Ontology annotation, biological process: endocytosis; endosomal transport. The transcript is spliced from 16 exons. Lineage: Eukaryota; Viridiplantae; Streptophyta; Magnoliopsida; Asparagales; Orchidaceae. Gene Ontology annotation, molecular function: GTP binding; protein binding; calcium ion binding. Gene Ontology annotation, cellular component: cytoplasm; intracellular membrane-bounded organelle; plasma membrane.